AAUAACUGAUUGAAUGGAAACCAUAUUGUUAAGAUACCGUGAUAAAAGAUGUCUUUUGUUUUCAUAUUUACUUUUCAGUUCAUUAGUAUAAUAAGUGUUCGUAAUUUUAACAAUAUCGUAGAAAACAGAAGCCGCCAGGGAAGUGAUCCUGAAAACUACAAACAGCGCAGUAUUAUCAUUAUUCAUUUGCCAUUGGUAAUUAUUUAUUUUUGUUACCUGAAUAAAUACUGAAAUACUCCAUUGAAACAGUUUCUUUACACGACCACAUCCUGGAAGGACGGCAUAUUAUGUUCAUAUAACGGUAAUUUUAGACGGAUGAGUGUUUUUUUUUCACAUCGUAACAAUGCCAUUCGAGGUAAGUUCACAUGGUACAAAUAACAUAUUUCAUUGAAAGUAUUGUAAGCGUAGUAAUGUACGUCACAUUUAUCAUUGCGGGUGAGUAACAUGACGUUAUGUUAUAAUUGCAUUGGGCAUUGAUGUGUUGGAUAUGGAACCAUAACAUUAUAUUAUUAAGCACCUACAUAUUUGCAAAUAAUUUUGCCCGGUGCAAUCGCGGUUGUGCUAGUUUGAUGAAUUUAAUCAUUCGAACACAACAGUCUACUUUGAAACGUAAGUAAAUAUGUUUGAAAACCUAAGCCCACCUGUCAAGAAUAUGCCUAGCAUAACCUUAACUAUGCAUAGGUACCAAUAGCGCUAUUCGAGUGUAAUGUGGUCAAAGGUAACGAACGUGGUUAUAAAUUGUAUUCCGCAAAUAUGGUCCACGGGUCACGUCUUGUAUCUACGACACGGAAUUUUUUUCUGGAUCACUGACGCCGCUAGGAUUCACGACACAAAUAUAGUUUUUGGUGAAAAAAAAACGUCAUCCGGAACGCUUUAAUAACAGGCAUCGUGUAACACGGCCCGUAGAGCUUAAAAACAAUAAGUACAUUAAUAGUAUGGUAGUAAUUAACAUCAUAUUUGCGUGUGCCCGUCCUCAUUUAAAUUUAUGCCCUAAUGGACAUCGUCAUGGCUUCCCGAGCAACACAAUUGAAUGCGUUUAUCAGUGACUUCUACGUCUACGUUCAAAAUUACACAGGUUAAACUGUUGUGCACACAUUACACCCAUAUAGUUGGCGUAUCUUCGUUUUAUUGUCGGUACCUAAAAUAUGUAUUAUGUAUAGACGGCCCAGCUGGUUGGAAAUAUUCGUUACGAAAAUAAUAUAAUAUGGUACUCUUUACCCCGUUACAUAAUAUUAUGCUAUAAUUUGAUUUACGGGCGCCUUGCCCCGAGUUCACAAUGCUCUACUCCACUUAUUGCUAUUUAUUUAAUAUACAGAGCGCGCCAAUAAUAAUCAUUUACAAUUCGUUACAGACUAAAUCACUAUCAUUUGAUUUAUCGAUUACGCUUCCACGUAAAAAAAAGAGUACGUACCUUAUAAAAAACAUGUGUUAACCCUUUCCGAUAUUCUUCGGAAAGUGUCAGUGCCGCGUAUAAAUCUGCCAAAAAGUGGUUUAUGUGUCGAAACGAAUUUCCGAAAAAAAAGUCAGUAUAAAAUUCGCGAUUUACAAAUAAAAGCAUCACCGACCUGAAAACGGUCUCUGCAAAUAUACCCCCACCCUUGACGCGACGGCGAUGAUGAGGGUGUUGCACUUGUCCAAUAGUAAAACGGCUGGUCCGCCCACCCCCGACCGGGUGCCCGUGAGGGUGCGAUGAUCGAACGCUCCGUGUUUGUGUAUAACCAGUCUCUUGGUGACCAUGGAUCCGAAGAGUUUGUACGGUCUUGACGGUUCCGAUUCAGGAUUUGAAAUGAGCUUUGACUCGGAAAAUGAAGCUACGUUUUCGUUGGACGAUACUAUGGGCUCCGAGGAUUUCGCUUCGUCUGUGAGUUUAGCCGACGACGAUCUACAAGUAAAACCGAAAAAACGCCGGCAAAGAAGAACGAGAGAACGAAGUCCAAUGCAGCUGAUUAAAAUAAGAAAACACCGACGCAUGAAGGCAAACGACAGGGAACGAAAUCGGAUGCAUAUGUUAAACGAAGCUUUGGACAGACUUCGAUGUGUUUUGCCAACAUACCCAGAUGAUGCGAAAUUAACAAAAAUCGAAACUCUCAGGUUCGCGCACAACUACAUUUGGGCACUAUCACAUACACUACAAGUCGUCGAGACUACCGAACAAUCUCCAAUAGACCAAGAUCAACCCCUAAUGCUUACCAUGGGUGACGUGACGGUCAGCAUAAGCCAACAAGGCAACAAAAUCACCUCUUCUACGGGAACCUGUGCUUUGGCACAACAGAAGAAACCGUGCUCGCCGAUCGCCGAGCCACUGGCAACUUCGACGCCUAUAAAGGAGUCGUCCAAGCCGCACCAACACCUAGCGACGAGCCACUCUCUCAAUGAUUCUGGUUACUUCGAACCACAACGUCUCGACCACCUCCUUGGUAUAACCAGCGAGCAUACCGGACAUGACCACAUUUACCACCCUGACAGGUGGCUUCAGAAACCUGGUGACACUCAGCACCAUCACCAUCACCAGCCGCCACCGCCAACCGACAAGACGUGGCCCGAAACGGCAUACUGCAAUGAAUACCAACCUACUUGGCCGCUACAGACCACGUGGCACAAUCACGGACCACUGACGUAUCCAUCAUCGGCUAUAGACCAGAGGUGUCAUGAACCGAUGAUGUUCUACUCUUGAGAUCGGUGAGAAAAAAACAGUGCUUCCGCACUAAUACCAGGAGAAUUGAACGCCACCCGACUAUCGGUUUCUGAUCGUCACCAUUGCUCACUUAUUCUACGAUCGCUCGGUGCUUUUAUCGUUGGCCUUCCUAGGUGACACGAAAACGCGUGCUAGCUAGCUAUGAUUGUAAUAAUUAUCGGGUCUUAUUGUAUGAUGUCCGUUAUGUUUAUAUAUAUUAUAUUAUUUUACUUUAGUUCGCGAACACUCGUCACCGAGGCGAACGAUAACCAAUAUUAUAUUUUUGUACCUAUAUAUUAUUAUUAUGUAAUGAAUAAAACAAAAUGUACGCAUUAUAUUAUUAUAACAGUUGUAUAUGUAUUGCAUUUGUCUUCCGAUGAAUGAUGACCGGUUCAAUUCUACGGAAUAAUUACGUGACACCGCCCAGCAGAGCACCUACACCCAUGCCUGGUCGGCCUGGUAUUGUCGCGUGGCUAUAGGGUGAGUACAACGGUGGUGGUUAGAGGUGACUGUUUUGUUCCGGUGUAACGCCUCCACGAAAACUUGUAAUCCGCCGUCGUAAGCCGAUUAUCCGGCACAACACGGACCGACCAGUCACCCGUGCUCGGUGCACCCCCCAUCGACAAUUGGGUUCCUGCUGUCCCGUAAAUAUUUUGCGAACCCCGACAGAGUACAACCAGUUCUAUAC
This is a messenger RNA of Acyrthosiphon pisum (pea aphid), 3362 nucleotides long. It is a transcript of the gene tap, whose product is annotated as Basic helix-loop-helix neural transcription factor tap. Gene Ontology annotation, molecular function: E-box binding; DNA-binding transcription factor activity, RNA polymerase II-specific; protein dimerization activity. The record is from RefSeq and is a predicted model, not a curated record. The transcript has 3 exons. Gene Ontology annotation, cellular component: nucleus. Gene Ontology annotation, biological process: axon development; sensory organ development; positive regulation of transcription by RNA polymerase II. Bases 1736 to 2674 code for a protein of 312 amino acids. NCBI's taxonomy places the organism in Eukaryota, Metazoa, Arthropoda, Insecta, Hemiptera, Aphididae.